AUGGACGCGACGCUGAAGCGCGACCGCCCGGAGGAGCCCGGAGAGCUUCGUCCGGCGGCGCGCGACGCGGAGAAGGAGGAGGACGGCAUGGAACCGGCGCUGGAGGACGAGGAGGAGGUGGACCCCCGCAUCCAGGGAGAGCUGGAGAAGCUGAAUCAGUCCACUGAUGACAUCAACAGACGGGAGACGGAACUUGAGGAUGCUCGCCAGAAGUUCCGCUCGGUCCUGGUGGAAGCAACGGUGAAACUGGACGAGCUGGUGAAGAAGAUGGGCAGGGCGGUGGAGGACUCCAAGCCGUACUGGGAGGCACGCAGGGUGGCCCGGCAGGCUCAGCUGGAAGCACAGAAGGCCACGCAGGACUUCCAGAGAGCCACUGAGGUGCUCCGUGCUGCCAAGGAGACCAUCUCCCUGGCUGAGCAGCGGCUGCUGGAGGACGACAAGCGCCAGUUCGACUCGGCCUGGCAGGAGAUGCUGAACCACGCCACGCAGCGGGUCAUGGAGGCCGAGCAGACCAAGACGCGCAGCGAGCUGGUGCACAAGGAGACGGCGGCCCGGUACAACGCCGCGAUGGGCCGCAUGCGGCAGCUGGAGAAGAAGCUCAAGAGGGCCAUCGGCAAGUCCAAGCCGUAUUUUGAACUCAAGGCAAAGUACUACGUGCAGCUCGAGCAACUCAAGAAGACGGUGGACGAGCUGCAGGCCAAGCUAGCCCUGGCCAAGGGCGAGUACAAGACGGCCCUGCGGAACCUGGAGAUGAUCUCGGACGAGAUCCACGCACGCCGGCGCUCCAGUGCCAUGGGGCCCCGCGGCUGCGGGGUGGGCGCCGAGGGCAGCACGGCCACCGAGGACUCGCCGGGGGGCAGGCCCGAGCCGGACAGCGUCUCCGUGGCCUCCGAGGCGUUUGAAGACGACGCCUGCAGCAACUUCCUGUCCGAGGACGACUCGGAGACGCAGUCCGUGUCCAGCUUCAGCUCGGGGCCCACGAGCCCCUCCGAGGUGUUUCCUGCGGCCGCGAGGCCCAGCAGCCUGGACCUGCCCAGCCCCGUGUCGCUGUCCGAGUUCGGCCUGAUGUUCCCGGUGCUGGGUCCGCGCAGUGAAUGCAGCGGAGCCUCGUCUCCUGAGUGCGAGGUGGAGAGAGGAGACAGAGCGGAAGGGGCAGAGAACAAGACCAGCGACAAGGCCAGCAACCGGGGCCCCGGAGGUGGCAGCAAGGGCCAGGUGGAGAGCCGGCUGAAGCCACUGUCGCUGCCAUGCGCCAAGGGCAGGGAGGGCCUCCUGGCGGACAUGAAGAUGCUACAGAUCGGCUGA
Elephantulus edwardii (Cape elephant shrew) is the source of this 1305-nucleotide messenger RNA. It is a transcript of the gene SH3BP5, whose product is annotated as SH3-domain binding protein 5 (BTK-associated). Gene Ontology annotation, molecular function: protein kinase inhibitor activity. The transcript has 9 exons. Gene Ontology annotation, cellular component: cytoplasm. Gene Ontology annotation, biological process: intracellular signal transduction; negative regulation of protein tyrosine kinase activity. The record is from RefSeq and is a predicted model, not a curated record. Bases 1 to 1305 code for a protein of 434 amino acids. Lineage: Eukaryota; Metazoa; Chordata; Mammalia; Macroscelidea; Macroscelididae.